CACAAAUAUCCCACUAGCUUCUGCCAUAUCACGCCACUCCCGAUCAAAUCCGUGCACGCAAUCUGAUCGUAACACCACCGCUAGAGGUACCACCUGAUGAAUAGCUGUCAUAUCAGAGAUGGAAAGACCGAGAGACUAUAAUAAAGCCGUCUGCCUCUGUAUGGGAAUCGUAACAGCUAGUUACCUCUCCUUUAGUCUCGUUGUGUACCGGUGGUGCGGUCAAUGGGUCGCCUCACCGGGUCUGCUGGUGAUGUCGUGAAGAAAGUUGCCUACGGUAUCGGUAUCACGGGGCUACUUGUCAGUGGUUGUCUCUAUAUACACGUGGCGGCGAAGCAUCUCUUUGUGCGCAUCCUGCGUAACUUCAAGCACCUACAACAAGAUACCGUCGUUCACUGGACUGUCUGGUUACUCUGUACCUUCACCACGUCGGUCAUCAGCUUCCUUAUUGCUUGGGGUAUUCCCAUUUUCAACUAUCUACUCGCUCUCACAGGUAGCCUUACAUUCGCCCCGUUAGCUCUAGGCGUGCCUGGCUACCUCUGGGUAUACGACUAUCAGCACUAUCGCAAAGGAAGCUUCUGGCAGCAGACUGCCUAUUAUCUCAACCGGGUGAUGAUUGCGUUAGCAGUUUUCUUGACAGUUGGGGGUAUCUAAGGUGUUAUCCAGCAGAUUAUAGAUGCAUACGCUAGUAGAGAGAUUGCGGGUGCACUUUUGUGUGCCGAUAACAGCAACUCAUCUUAGAUCGAUGUACAGCUGUACUUUGACAACCUGGCUACGCUUUAACUUCCCGUGUAGACCUCAAUAAUUAGAUACUCAGUUCUUGAUUUAAAUAUCUUAUCAGUCCGAUGUCAGCCUAUUUGACCCUCUAUAUUAUCUUUAGUACCUCCAAUCAUAAGCAGCUCCCUUCUCAGCCCACGAGACUUAGCAUGCGAAUUCACAUGAACCAGUAUCUAUGGCCUUCAGGGUCCACCUAUAUAGUUAGCAAUUCUGAGACUGUCUUGCUGGGGCUACCGGGAUCUGAGAGUCAGACACGUGCAGCAUGGUAUCAUCAUACCAGUAAUAUAGUUUCCUCUGG
Molecule: messenger RNA, 1072 nt
Organism: Xylaria bambusicola
Lineage: Eukaryota; Fungi; Ascomycota; Sordariomycetes; Xylariales; Xylariaceae
Exons: 1
Coding region: 223-651 (142 amino acids)
Source: RefSeq, a predicted model, not a curated record